GAAGAUGAAGUCCUCAGUACAUUCUGAAGAGGAUGAUUUUGUUCCAGAACUACAUAGAAAUGUUCAUCCCCGAGAGCGGCCUGAUUGGGAAGAAACACUUAGUGCAAUGGCAAGGGGAGCAGAUGUUCCAGAGAUUCCUGGAGAUCUUACUCUUAAGGCAUGCAGCAGUACAGCAAGUAUGAAGGUCAAACAUGUGAAAAAGUCCACCACCCCAGGACUGAUGGGCUGUGACAACAUUCACAGGUUGCCCUUCACUAAGGGUCACUUUCCAAAGAUGGCUGAAUGUGCACAUUUCCAUUAUGAGAACGUUGAAUUCGGCAGCAUACAGCUUUCACUUUCUGAAGAACAGAAUGAAGUAAUGAAAAAUGGCUGCGAAUCUAAAGAGCUGGUCUACCUCGUGCAGAUUGCCUGUCAGGGCAAAAGUUGGAUUGUUAAAAGAAGUUAUGAAGAUUUUCGGGUACUUGAUAAACAUCUUCAUCUAUGUAUUUAUGACCGACGCUUCUCCCAACUCUCUGAGCUGCCCCGUUCUGACAACCUGAAGGACAGUCCAGAGUCCGUCACUAAGAUGCUCAUGGCUUACCUGUCCCGCCUUUCAGCCAUUGCUGGCAACAAGAUCAACUGUGGGCCUGCCCUUACCUGGAUGGAGAUUGAUAAUAGAGGAAAUCACCUUCUGGUUCAUGAGGAAUCAUCCAUCAACACUCCUGCUGUUGGUGCUGCUCAUGUUAUCAAGAGGUACACUGCUCGGGCCCCUGAUGAAUUGACCUUAGAGGUGGGAGACAUUGUUUCUGUUAUUGACAUGCCCCCCAAAGUGCUAAGUACAUGGUGGAGAGGCAAGCAUGGAUUUCAGGUGGGACUCUUCCCUGGACAUUGUGUUGAGUUAAUUAACCAGAAAGUUCCCCAGUCAGUGACCAACUCAGUGCCAAAGCCAGUGUCUAAAAAGCACGGCAAACUCAUUACUUUCUUACGAACAUUCAUGAAGUCUCGUCCAACAAAACAGAAGCUAAAGCAGCGGGGGAUCUUGAAAGAGAGGGUGUUUGGUUGUGACCUUGGGGAGCAUCUUCUGAAUUCUGGUUUUGAAGUGCCCCAGGUUCUUCAGAGCUGCACAACAUUCAUUGAGAGGUAUGGGAUUGUGGAUGGAAUAUAUCGUCUCUCUGGAGUUGCCUCCAAUAUCCAGAGACUACGGCAUGAAUUUGACUCUGAGCAUGUCCCCGACCUGACAAAAGAACCAUAUGUACAAGACAUCCAUUCUGUGGGCUCCCUCUGCAAGCUGUACUUCCGAGAGCUCCCCAACCCUCUGCUCACCUACCAGCUGUAUGAGAAGUUCUCUGAUGCUGUUUCAGCAGCAACAGAUGAAGAAAGGCUGAUAAAAAUUCAUGAUGUCAUCCAGCAGCUCCCCCCACCGCACUACAGAACACUGGAGUUCCUGAUGAGGCACUUGUCUCUUCUAGCAGACUAUUGCUCCAUCACAAAUAUGCAUGCAAAAAACUUAGCAAUCAUCUGGGCUCCAAACCUGCUCAGAUCAAAACAGAUAGAAUCCGCCUGCUUCAGUGGAACAGCAGCUUUCAUGGAAGUGAGAAUUCAGUCUGUGGUUGUGGAGUUCAUCCUCAAUCAUGUAGAUGUGCUCUUCAGUGGCAAAAUCAGUGCAGUCAUGCAGGAAGGGGCAGCAUCUUUAUCUAGGCCCAAGUCUCUGCUGGUAUCUUCUCCAUCCACCAAGCUUCUGACUUUGGAGGAAGCCCAGGCAAGAACACAAGCUCAGGUCAAUUCUCCAAUUGUGACUGAAAAUAAAUAUAUUGAAGUAGGAGAAGGACCUGCUGCACUUCAGGGGAAAUUUCAUACCAUAAUUGAGUUCCCACUGGAAAGAAAGAGGCCUCAAAAUAAGAUGAAAAAGUCCCCUGUGGGCAGCUGGCGUUCCUUUUUCAACUUGGGGAAGUCAUCAUCUGUCUCUAAGCGGAAGUUGCAGCGCAAUGAGAGUGAGCCUUCAGAGAUGAAGGCCAUGGCUUUGAAAGGUGGCAGGGCAGAAGGAACCCUACGCUCAGCUAAAAGUGAGGAGUCUCUUACUUCUCUCCAUGCAGUUGAUGGUGAUUCCAAGCUCUUCCGGCCUAGAAGACCCCGGUCUAGCAGUGAUGCCCUGUCUGCCUCUUUUAAUGGAGAAAUGCUGGGGAACCGCUGUAAUUCCUAUGAUAAUUUGCCCCAUGACAAUGAGAGUGAGGAGGAAGUAGGGCUUCUGCACAUUCCAGCUCUAAUGUCUCCUCCUUCCGCUGAGGACGUUGAUUUGAGCCCACCAGACAUUGGAGUGGCCAGCCUGGAUUUUGAUCCAAUGUCCUUUCAAUGUAGUCCUCCUAAGGCUGAGUCAGAAUGUCUGGAGAGUGGUGUUUCCUUUUUAGAUUCAUUAGGAUACUCAAAGGAUAAACCAUGUGCCAAUACAAAGGAUAUAGAAACAGGUGGUAGUCAGUCGCAGACUCCAGGAAGCACUACAAGCUCUGAACCAGUUUCUCCAGUUCAGGAGAAACUGAGUCCAUUCUUUACCCUGGACUUGAGCCCACCUGAAGAGAAAUCAUCUAAGCCAUCCUCAUUUACUGAAAAGGUCGUCUAUGCUCUCUCUCCAAAGAUUGGACGGAAGUUAACUAAAUCACCUUCCAUGAACAUAUCAGAGCCAAUUUCAGUGACCCUUCCACCUCGGGUGUCAGAAGUCAUUGGUACCAUCUCAAAUACUGCAGCUCAGAAUGCAUCGUCUCCAACUUGGGACAAAAGCAUGGAAGACAGUGAUGUCACAAAUAGAACCCCCACCCAGAUAGUAAAGAUGAAAGCAAAUGAGAGAGAGGCCCAAGAAGGAUGUGAACCUGAAAUCCAGCCCCUGGACCAGGUGGCUGCUGAAGAAGUAGAAUUGCCAGGGAAAGAGGAUCGGUCUGUCCCAAGCAGUCAGAGUAAGGCUGUAGCUUCUGGACAGACUCAGACAGGAGCAGUUACCCAUGACCCCCCUCAGGAUCCCGUUCCUGUCAGUUCAGUCUCUCUUAUCCCACCACCUCCGCCUCCGAAAAAUGUCGCUCGAAUGUUGGCACUAGCGUUAGCUGAGUCUGCACAGCAAGCCUCAACCCAGACAUUGAAGAAACCAGGGGCUUCCCAGGCUGGGUAUACAAAUUAUGGAGACAUAGUGGCCACCGCUGAAGAUAAACUGCCCAGUCCCUACUCUAGUGUUGCAAUAGAUAAGGCCUAUUUCCAGACGGAUCGACCAGCAGAGCAGUUCCACCUCCAGAAUAGCACACCUGGGAACAGUGACCAGCCUCUCGCAGAGACAGCAGCUAUUGGGGAUCCCCCCCAUUCCCACACAGAAUCUGGGGAGCACCUCCAUCAAGUAGAUUUACCAGGGAAUCAGUCACUUCCAAACUGUUUACCUGGGGACCCAGAAAAGGCUAGAAUUGCGUCAGCUCCCUUAACUGACUCAGAGAAGUCUGAUGAUCAUGGAUGUUUCCCUGAAGACCAGGCUGGGAAGCCCAGUGUGUUGAGUGUUUCCUUUGCAGAGCAGGACCAGUCUGUGCUCCACUUCUACAGUGAGCAUCAGCUUCCCUCCUACCUUGGUUCAAGUGUGGAUAAGCCCCAUCACCCUUCAGAACUCCCAGGCGAAUCUCCCAUGCCUGCGAGUUUGCCAAGGGACAAAGUCUACCUGCCUUCUGGGUCCCCUGAAGAGAAUGCCAGCACAGCUACCAUGGCUUACAUGAUAGCAACUGCGGCAGCCGAAACAAGAGCCAAGGACACCAGCUGGGUGAUGGCUGAACAGUCUGCUGCUGCUGACUAUGUUGCUACUGACUUUGCUGCUGCCACCCUCCAGCGCCCCCACAGAAAUCGUCCCCUCCCUGCACCUCCUUCCCAGAGGCCAGCAGAGCAGCCACCAGUCAUGGGGCAGGUACAAGCACCAACCAGUAUAGGAGUAAAUAAUUCCCACAAGGUUCAAGGAUCAGUUCCAGCUCCAGAGAGGCCACCUGAGCCUCGAGCCAUGGAUGACCCUGUGCCCAUCUUUGUCAGUGAUGGCAGUGCAACUGCCCAGUGUCCCAUGGCUGCUGCUGCUCUCCAGCCAGGCCUACCUGAGAAGGUUCAAGAAGGCACCAGGGCCCCGCUACUUCACCUGCGUGCUGAGUCUUUCCCUGGGCACUCCUGUGGUUUCGGGGCACCAGUGCCCCCUACCAGGGCCAUGGAGAGUAAGAUCGCUGCUGCCUUACACUCCAGCAGUGCAGAUGCCACCAGCAGUUCCAACUACCACUCCUGUGUUGCUGCUUCAUCAGCCUCAGUGGAUGAUGUGUUGCCUUUACCACUUUCUGUCCCUCAACCCAAGCAUGCUUCUCAGAGAAUAGCUUACUCCUCUUUUGUCAGGUCCGAGGUUGCCACUGAGCCCUUUGGCCCAGAAAAUUGUUUGCAUUUCAGUAUGACUCCAAACUGCCAGUUCCGUCCCCAGAGUGUACCUCCACAUCAUAAUAAGUUGGAGCAACACCAAGUGUAUGGUGCCCGAUCAGAGCCACCAGCCUCCAUGGGUCCCCGUUAUAACACCUAUGUGGCUCCAGGAAGAAAUACAUCUGGACAUCACUCCAAGCCAUGCAGCCGGAUUGAGUAUGUUUCUUCUCUGACCUCCUCUGUUAGGAGUGCUUGUUACCCCGAGGAUGUUCCACCAUACCCUACCAUCCGGAGGGUGCAGUCCCUUCAUGCACCCCCAUCAUCCAUGAUCCGCUCUGUCCCCAUUUCUCGGACAGAAGUUCCCCCCGAUGAUGAAGCAACCUACUGCCCAAGACCCCUGUACCAGUAUAAGCCAUAUCAGUCCUCCCAGGCCCGCUCAGAUUACCAUGUAACUCAGCUUCAGCCUUACUUUGAGAAUGGACGGGUACAUUACCGCUACAGCCCUUAUUCCAGUUCCUCCAGUUCCUAUUACAGUCCUAAUGGAGCCCUGUGUGAUGUGGAUGCCUAUAGCACAGUGCAGUUGAGGCCCUUUCACCGCCUGCCAAGUCGAGAUUUUGCUCUCUAUAAUCCUAGGCUGCAAGGCAAGAACUUGUACAGUUACCCUGGUUUGCCUCCGCGUCCCCGUGCCAGUGGCACUGGCUAUUUCUCUGGUAAUGACCAUAGUGUAGUCAACAUGCCUCCACCUGCUGAUGUAAAGCACACCGGCACCUCUUGGGACUUCGAGGACAUGGAGAAAUACCACAUGCAGUCCAUCCGGAGAGAAAGCCGUGCACGGCAGAAGGUGAAGGACCCUGUCAUGUCUCAGUAUGAUAACAUGACUCCAGCCAUGCAGGAUGACUUGGGGGGGAUCUAUGUCAUCCAUCUACGCAGCAAAUCUGAUCCUGGGAAAACUGGACUUCUCUCAGUGGCAGAGGGAAAGGAGGGGCGACACUCAACCAAGGCUGUCAGUCCUGAGGGAGAUGACCGCUUCUAUAGGAAGCACACAGAGCAGGAAUUUGAUAGAGUCCUCCACCAUGGAGGCUACAGCAGUGCACAGGCAGAGAAGCCAUCCCUCCCUCAGAAGCAGAGCAGCCUUAGGAACAGGAAGCUCCAUGACAUGGGUUGUAGUCUCCCAGAGCACAGGGCACAUCAGGAAGCAAGCCAUAGGCAGUUGUGUGAAUCAAAAAAUGGGCCACCUUAUGCCCAAGCAGCUGGCCAGUUAGAUUAUGGGCCCAAAGGGAUUCCAGACACUCCUGAGCCAGGCAGCUACCAUAACUCUGGAGGAAAAUAUGCCCCAUCAGGGCAGGAGUCUUUAAGACUAAAUCACAGAGAGGUAAGGCUCUCCAAAGAGCUGGAGCACCCUCGAGCCAGACAGCUACCUGCCCCUGACAAACACUCCAGAAACUGCUACAAGGAGGAGGAGCACUUCACCCAGUCAGCAGUCCCACCCCCUAAGCCAGAGAGGAGUCAUAGCCUAAAGCUGCACCAUACCCAGAACCUGGACAGGGAUCCAAGCGUGCUAUACCAGUACCAAACACAUGGCAAGCGCCACAGCAAUAUGACUGUUGUGUCCCAGUAUGAUAACCUGGAGGAUUACCACUCCCUGCCCCAGCACCAGCGAGGCGGCUUCGGAGGGGCAGGCAUGGGGACAUAUAUGCCCUCUGGCUUUGCCCACCCACAGAGCAGGACAUAUGCCACAGCACUGGGUCAGGGGGCCUUUCUGCCCACAGAGUUGUCUUUGCAGCACCCUGACACACAGAUCCAUGCAGAAUGAGCCCCGGGAGCAAUAGAGUUGAAGCAGCCUCUGCUGGACAGUGGACUGUUCUAUUUUUUUCAGUAACAAAAAAGAUUAAAAAGAAAAAAAAGGUACAAAAUCUCCAACCACAUUUAAGAAACAAAUGUAAUAAAAGUAAGCAAAUCACCAUCUUUUCCCCUUCCCUGCUUCAUUACCAUCCUUCCAUCUAUAGGCUGUCAUUUUUGUCUUUAAGAGAGAUCUGAAUGGUUGUAAAGCACUGUGUUGGAAACCUAGUAAAGAAACUUGUCACAGACUGUACUUGCCAUAUAGAGCUGAUCUGUAAGAGCCUGAGGACUGCCUUUAACUGAAUUUGAAUUUAACUUUGUCUUUUCUUAGCACGUGCUACCUAGUUCAGAGCAGUUUACAUGUCUUUCCUGGUGGGCUUUUUUUUGCGUUUGUGUCCCUGCUUCCCUACCAGUGGGUGUACAGCUUGCCCAGUUGGAGACUGAGAACAUCACUUCAUUGUCCAAUAAGGGACUUGCAGAUUAAGUUAGGGUGGAGAAAAACUCCCUGAUUCUUCAAAUAAGUCACUCGGAUAAUUAGCAGCAUUGUAAUUAAAAAGUAAAAGAACUAAGAUUUUAAGCAUUUCCUAAUAAAUACAGAGUUAUGAAAUAUCAGACCAUUUAGACUCAGGCCAAACCAUACUCUACAUUAUUUCUAUACUUGGUCUUCACAGGUAAGUGAACUCAUAGCACUGCAGAGGGUUUUUUGGGAUUUUUUGUUUUGUUUUCUUAGUUAAAGUUUAAGGAAAUUUAUUAGGUAAGUGAAAGUGAAAUUCUAUUGUCAGCAAACCUGGUUAACUCCAGAAAACAGUAUAAAUGCUGUUAAUGUGUUGCCUGUCUGCAGAUUUUUCCCACUAAUAAUACUUAGUAAAUUGUACUUCCAGUAAAACACAGUCUAUUUUCCUAAAUUAGCAACAUUUUCUCAUUAAAAGCCUUGCCUGAUUUGACUGGAUAAACAAUUUCUCAUGAAUACAGAUUUACAUGUUAAUUUGUUUCUAAACUAGAGUACAGGUUCCCUGAAAUUAUUAAAGUAGUUGUGAUUUAGUGUACACAGCCCCAUCUCUCCAGUUGGAGUUCUGUACAGCUACUAUUUACGUCCUAAGGAGUCGUGCAGUGUUUGCUUCCUCCAUACUAUUGUGAUCACAGUCUUAGUGUAAUUGUCACUGACACCAGCAUUCAGGUAUAGCUCUUUAUAACUCUGUAGACAUGUUAAACAUGUUUAAUACCCAGGACUUUCUUUUGAAAGUUGCAUUCCUUAGAAGAGUAGGAACAGGACAUCUCUCUAACCCAACUCUAUUAUGUUUCCUCAGCUCAUCCCACCACAGAAACACCAGACUAGAAAGGCAGUCCUGUAUUUACAAAGUGAGAUUGUCGUUUCAUUCCAUAACUUGUAAUAAUACUUGAGUUUUAUACAUUUACAUAUUUUAAAUGCUCAGUUGUAGAAAACAGUUCAUUCCAUUUACUGAAUGGUUGCUGCUCUGGCUUUUUAGAACUUGGAAUUAUCUUUUAAGAGGCUAAAAUGCUGCUAUUAUUGCUGUGAAUUUGUAUAAAGAAUAGGAUCCAUGCCAGUCAUUUUUUUAAUUUAAAAAAGUCAUGUGAUUGCUUUUUAAGGAUUUAUAUUUAGAAAAAGUUUUAAAGACAAAUUUAUAUAUGAAAAUACUCUAUAUAAGAUUUUCUUUUGUUCCCAAGAAUUGAUCAGAGGAAUGCAACAAAGACCAGAGUAGAAAUCUUAAAACACCAAUUUAUGGAAAAGUCUGGAAGUUUAGGCCUCAGUGUUAAAAGUGCAGACUAAACUGAUGAGGUCAAAACUUGAGGAACCCAAUAGGUUACUUCAUCCAGCACACACACACACACACACACACACACACACACACACUCACACACACACUGGGGGUGCUACGUAUAGAAAUUGAGCUCUAGUGAAUAUGCAGCACUACUUUUUAAAAAAAAAAAAAAAAAACCUUAAUCAUCUUUUUAUCAAGUAGGCAACCCAUUGCCCCUUGGGGACCAUACCAGCCCUGAAAUUGUUACCAGCAGCAGAGGUUAGGAAGAGGGGCUGGCAUGACAUGGCUUCAGUAACUGAGGACCCAGAACAAAGCAACAAAAGAAGUCCAGGCCAGUUUUAAUAUUGGUGGAUUUGGUGUCACACAUUGUUUACUCCUGGAACUAAGUCUGUUUUAUAAAUGCUAAAGUUGAUUCCUCAGAACAAUUUCUUUAUUAAUGUCCUAUGGGCUUGGAAGUAGGUAAAUAUUUUGAGUAUAGAAUGAUGAUUCAAAUUACUGGUGUAAGUGUGAAACAGACUUUAGAUAAAGUCUAGAGUUAACAUAUGUAGCAACAGCCUUAACUUUGGAUUCAGCUAUUUAAAAGACUUUGUCCCCAUCUUUCCCUUUCUAAUACUGUGGGGGUAGAAAUUGGAUGCUAGAUCACUGUGAGCCAGGUUACCUCAGCAUUGGCCACCCUGUGUGUGGCUUCACAAAUGCAGAAUUGAAUGUUGUUACUUUCAGAUGUUGACAUGGAGCAUCGUGAUCAAGGAAAUGGAGCUGCCUUACGCAUUAACCCAUAAUUCAAUUCUAUUGAUACUUUCACAGCCUUGUCUCCAGGUUUCAUCUUUUUGGCAAAAUUCUGAUUCCACAGUUUGGUUUGAUGGAAAUAAAUAUUUCCUGGAUUUCUAGCUAAGAACUUUGCUAAAAGCCCCAGGGGUACCAUUAUCUUAUUAAUAAAUUUAUUCUGAGCCUUAUUUCUUAGUGUAUUCGAUUUCCUUUUAAAUAUCCAUUCACAUGUUUUAAAUGCUUAGUUUGAAGAAGUCCCUGGGAUGGUCCCAAGGGUAGGGCCCACACAUUUCUUACAAUGGCAAAGCAUUUUUUAAAAUUUAAGGUCAGGUUGAAAAAUUCUAGGACUAAUUCUGUAAAGAGGAGGGACUGUGAAUGUGAGUGGGGGUAGAAGAGUGGGUUGUCAUAUUUGAAUUAGUAAUGUAUAUGACAUAAAUUUAAGAUUUGCUCCUUUAGUUCAAGAAGGAGCAUGUAAAGUCCAUUUCUCUGUUCCAGUCCUAUUGAUCACCCACUCAGAAUGUUGACAGAGUAUCGCCUGAGCAGAGGGUGCAAGGGAAUAAUGAAAGCUAAGUAUGUCAGGAAGUUACUUUCAAAUGGUUAGAGGCAUGUGAUUGUCAGUAUUGUGUGUUACAGAAAUGUUGGGAAUGAUACAUUUUAAUGUGUGCAAGAUGAUAUGUUGGUGUGCACAGAGGGUCUUUUUUUCCUUAUCUGAUUAGUACUGUUAAUGUCCAAGAAUAAAAAUGGUUGUUUUACAGUUUAGAUUCUGAGAUAGCAAAACCUGAUUUUUCAACCAUGACCUGCAUGAGAGAAGCAUCCUAGAAAGUCCUAGAUCAUACUUCUGAGUUCUUUAAUUUAUAUAGUGUUUUUUAAUGUUUUAAUAUUUUUGUGAACUUGUGUAAAUUGUUAAUGCAUAUAAGCUUGUGUAUUUUUGUAAAUAGUUUUGUGAUUCAUUUCUUGCCCCUUAUGUAAAUAUUUAGAGCUUCAUUUCUUCCAAACUUAUUUGAAGCUGAGUUGUGGGUUUUGGGUUUCCUUGUUUGUUUGGCUGGGGGGUGGGUGGGGAAAAGGGAUUUUGUACUUGAAGAUGGAGAUAUCUUGUGGUUUAAUGCAAAUGUCCCACUGAAAGCAACUCAAAUAUCAACAGAAUUAUUUCAGGUUAAAACAUA
Molecule: messenger RNA, 9931 nt
Organism: Heterocephalus glaber (naked mole-rat)
Lineage: Eukaryota; Metazoa; Chordata; Mammalia; Rodentia; Bathyergidae
Source: RefSeq, a predicted model, not a curated record